AUGGACCCUCAAAGCCAAACGCUGGCGCCACUCCCCGACGUCCUUCGUCGGGGCCUCACGGCCGUCUCCUUCUUCGGCUUCCUCUCUUUCGUCACGACGACGGCGCUCUUCUUCGUCCUGACGUACAGGUUGCUUUCGUGGUACUUCGCGCCGGCCCCCGGGCGGCCGCAGCGCAUGGCGGACGAGCCCAACGCCGACGCCGUUCUGGCCGAGGAGAUGGGCCUCCCGGAGACCAUGUAUUCCGCAGGCGGCAAGACGAGCAAUAGCAGGACGAAACGGGACGCCCCCAACCAGUUUCUCAUGCUCAUCUACAACCUCCUCCUGGCCGACAUCCAGCAGGCCCUCGCCUUCCUCCUCAACGCGUCAUGGCUGAGCAGAAACGCCAUUGUCGUCGAGAGCACAACUUGUUGGGCCCAGGGCUGGUUCAUCUCGACGGGCGACCUGGCGUCCAGCGCCUUCAUUACUACCAUCGCCGUGCACACGUAUCUGUCUGUCGUGCGGGACUACAAGCUACCCACGUGGGCCUUCUGGACCAUGAUCGGCUCCGUGUGGUUCUUCAUCUACGCUCUUGCGGUAGCCGGCAUCAUCAUCACCAACAACGGAGCCGCCGACGGCGGUCUGUACGUCCGCGCCGCUGCCUGGUGCUGGGUUAAUGUCCGCUACGAGGCGAUGCGUCUCUACCUUCACUACCUGUGGAUGUUCGUAUCCUUCUUCAUCACCGCCGCCCUCUACGUCCUCAUCUUCAACCACAUCCGCCGCACCAAUCCCGCGCUUCAACUCCCGUCUUCCUCCAACAACACCACCUCCUCGGCGUCCAAGAGCAACCGCGGUCGUAGACUGAGCCACGCACAUACCCUCUCGCAGUCGGGACACCAAAAGAGCUCGCAUGGAGAGGCGCCAGCGGCGAAUCCGAGCAGCGCCGGACACCACCCGGCCUUCCUCAUCUAUCCCAUAAUCUACAUUCUCUGCACGGCACCCCUGGCCCUGGGUCGUGUCAUCACGAUGGCCGGGAAGCAGGUCUCGCUCGAGUACUUCUGCCUCGCCGGCGCCAUGAUCGCAUCCAACGGCUGGCUCGACGUGCUCCUCUUCUCCACCACCCGCCACGUCAUCAUUUUCAACGCGUCGCCAGACUACGAGGAGACGGGCCUCGAGACCUUCGCCUUCAUGCGCACGCCGGCCAACCGCCGCUACGGAAACAUGGUCUGGGUCCAGGGCGCCGGGAGCGCCCCGCAGAACCUCACGGCAGACGAAGGCACCGGCGGCUGGCUCUCCAAGCUGUUUCGCGGAGGGCGCCGCCACGGGGCUGAUACGAAACGAGACCGCCACCGUAGCGGCGCCCAUCGGAGUAUCAGCCAGGAGUCUCUGCGGAGGCGCGGCGGGAACAUGGAGGGCAUCCAGAUGGAAACGGUGACCACGGUGGUUGUGGAGAUGGACGGCCAGCCUGGGGGAAAGAAAGCGGCGGGCAGGCCGCACUCUGUUGACACCAUCGAGAAAGAACGGGCGCAGAGCUUUGGAAGCAUAUGA
Molecule: messenger RNA, 1524 nt
Organism: Colletotrichum higginsianum IMI 349063
Lineage: Eukaryota; Fungi; Ascomycota; Sordariomycetes; Glomerellales; Glomerellaceae
Product: Integral membrane protein
Exons: 2
Coding region: 1-1524 (507 amino acids)
Biological process (GO): adenylate cyclase-activating G protein-coupled receptor signaling pathway
Cellular component (GO): plasma membrane
Molecular function (GO): G protein-coupled receptor activity
Source: RefSeq, a predicted model, not a curated record